This is a messenger RNA of Caenorhabditis sp. 36 PRJEB53466, 465 nucleotides long. Lineage: Eukaryota; Metazoa; Nematoda; Chromadorea; Rhabditida; Rhabditidae. The record is from the annotation of a GenBank genome assembly.
AUGAAGCUCUCACUUCUUGUCUUCGUCGCUCUCUUCGGAUGCACCAUGGCCAUGCGUCAGCAGGUUCCUUUCCCUUCUCUUCCCUAGUUUUCAACUGUUUCUUUCAUUCAGGCGGUUGCAGUUUCCGGCAAACUGUUGUGCGGCGAGAAGCCGGCAUCAGGAGUCAAAGUGAAGCUGUGGGAUGAGGACGACGGCCCUGAUCCGGACGAUGUUCUCGACGAGGGAUUUACGAACAACGACGGAACAUUCCGACUUGAGGGAUCUGAGAGGGAACUGACCAACAUCGAUCCAGUGUUCAAGGUGUACCACGACUGCGACGACGGAAUCAUUCCCGGCCAGAGAAAGCUCAAGUUCCGCAUUCCGUCCAAGUACAUCUCGGCAGGCGGACGUGCUCAGCAGACAUUCAACAUUGGCAUCCUCAACCUGGAGACCAUCUUCCCGAAAGAGGAACGCGACCUUCUGUAA